Messenger RNA from Cynoglossus semilaevis (tongue sole), 1657 nucleotides. RefSeq names its product red-sensitive opsin. The coding region runs from base 400 to 1473 and encodes 357 amino acids. Gene Ontology annotation, molecular function: G protein-coupled receptor activity. Gene Ontology annotation, biological process: visual perception; G protein-coupled receptor signaling pathway; phototransduction. The transcript has 6 exons. Lineage: Eukaryota; Metazoa; Chordata; Actinopteri; Pleuronectiformes; Cynoglossidae. Gene Ontology annotation, cellular component: membrane. The record is from RefSeq and is a predicted model, not a curated record.
UUUAAAGUCACUUGUUGAACUAAAGGUUGAGCUGAAAUAUUAACAAGUUAGUUCAGAAAAAGUUAGCAACAUGUUUUUGUGUGUUUGGAAAUUCCUUAGAAAAAACAAUUUGAAUUAAACCUAAGCGCUCUUCAAAGAUCUGGAAACUAAUCCACGUUUGAAAAUCUGCCUCUAAAUCUCGCUGGAUGGAAAUCCGCUUCGUUUCAAUUAAACCAAUUAGUGUGUUUUAAUCACAGUUGAAAACACGUCUAUUGGUUUGACUGUCGCAGCCAAGCAGGACAACGGACAUGACAUUUGACGGACCUAAUCCCAUCAGAGGCCUGAGUUGCACCAGUAUAUAAGAUAAAUUGAGCAGCGUUGCAGGAGUCACAGCGACAGCAAAGGCCUGAGAUCACCAUCAUGGCAGAAGAAUGGGGGAAACAGAUGUUUGCUGCCAGGCGUUACCACGACGACACAACAAGGGGAUCGGCCUUCGUUUACACAAACAGCAACCACACCAGAGAUCCAUUUGAGGGUCCCAACUACCACAUUGCUCCACGAUGGGUUUACAACGUUGCAACAUUGUGGAUGUUUUUUGUGGUUGUCGCUUCAGUCUUCACCAAUGGUCUCGUGUUGGUGGCAACAGCAAAGUUCAAGAAAUUGCGUCACCCACUGAACUGGAUCUUGGUCAAUCUGGCCAUUGCUGAUCUUGGAGAGACAGUAUUUGCCAGCACCAUCAGCGUAUGCAAUCAAUUUUUUGGUUACUUUAUUCUCGGACACCCAAUGUGCAUCUUCGAGGGCUAUGUUGUGUCAGUCUGUGGAAUUGCUGCUCUCUGGUCCCUAUCAAUCAUCUCCUGGGAGAGAUGGGUCGUUGUGUGCAAACCUUUUGGGAAUGUUAAGUUUGAUGCAAAGUGGGCCUUGGGGGGAAUUAUCUUUUCCUGGGUAUGGUCAGCGGUAUGGUGUGCACCACCAAUCUUUGGGUGGAGCAGGUACUGGCCACACGGACUGAAGACUUCCUGUGGACCUGAUGUGUUCAGUGGAAGUGAAGACCCUGGUGUCCAGUCCUACAUGGUGGUUCUCAUGGUUACAUGCUGUUUCCUGCCACUUUCAAUAAUCCUCCUGUGCUAUGCUGCUGUCUGGUGGGCAAUUCACUCUGUCGCUAUGCAGCAGAAGGAGUCUGAGUCGACCCAGAAAGCUGAGAAAGAGGUGUCCAGGAUGGUGGUGGUCAUGAUCUUCGCAUAUAUCUUCUGCUGGGGACCUUACACCUUCUUUGCCUGCUUUGCCGCAGCCAAUCCUGGAUAUGCUUUCCAUCCUCUGGCUGCUGCCAUGCCUGCAUACUUUGCCAAGAGCGCCACAAUUUACAACCCCAUCAUUUAUGUCUUCAUGAACCGACAGUUCCGCUCAUGUAUUAUGCAGCUUUUUGGAAAACAAGUGGAUGAUGGCUCUGAAGUUUCUACAUCCAAGACAGAAGUCUCCUCAGUGGCUCCUGCAUAAAUCUUUUGUUUUGGAAAACAGACUAUGUACGAUUAUGACAUGUACAGUAAAUAUGUAAUGUUUCUUUUUUUAGUUAGUAUAGCUUCCUGGCAAAAAAAAAAAAACCCAAAAAACAAAAACAAAACAAUGUUCAUAAAAAUGAAUUAUUGUAUGAAGGUUUCCUUUUUUCUGAUGAAUAUAAAAU